This is a messenger RNA of Panicum virgatum (switchgrass), 1940 nucleotides long. RefSeq names its product F-box/FBD/LRR-repeat protein At1g13570-like. The record is from RefSeq and is a predicted model, not a curated record. Lineage: Eukaryota; Viridiplantae; Streptophyta; Magnoliopsida; Poales; Poaceae. The transcript is spliced from 3 exons. Gene Ontology annotation, molecular function: protein binding. Bases 274 to 1695 code for a protein of 473 amino acids.
CAUCUUUAUUUCCAGAGUCUUUGGAUCCUGUUUUUGAGAUGUUUUAUCUUUUUUUAGCUAGCUGAAUCAGGAUAGCUAGGCUGUUGGAGAUAGAUAAGGCUGAUUGGCUUGUUAGGUCGAGAUCACGACCACCAUCACAUAGUACUUUCCUGGUUAGGUCUUGUGUGCUGCUGUUGGAGAUAGAUAAGGCUGCCUGGCUAUAUUUCUCUGAUUGGCUUUCCUUUGUUUGCGUGCUGCCGAUCCUCCAUUCGCAGCACGAGAGGAGGUCGUGCCAUGGGGGGCAACCACACGAGGGCCAAGAGGAUAAGGCUGGAAGAGGAACCCCGCCGCCAGGAACUGCCACCCCACAGAGGAGAUGGCGCCGGCGCCGGCGCCCCCGAUCUGAUCAGCCGCCUCCCCGACGACGUCCUCGGGGGCAUUAUCACUCUUCUCUCCACCAGGGAAGGCGCCCGCACGCAGGCCGUGUCCCGGCGGUGGCGGCCCCUCUGGCGCGCCGCGCCCCUCAACCUGGAGGUGGACUGCGGCCUCUGCUGGCACAACGCCAAGGUCGACGUCCUGGCCACCAACAAGAUCCUCGCCGGCCACGCCGGCCCCGGCCGGCGCUUCGUGGCCCCCCGCCUCAACAUCCACCACGACGUGGCCGACGGCUGGCUGCGCUCAGGAGCCCUCACCGGCCUCCGGGAGAUCAAGUUCAGCUACUCAUCUGUGGACUCGCUGCCGCCGUCGGCGUUACGGUUCGCGGCCAUCCUCCGCGUGGCUAACUUUGGCAACUGCCGCUUCCCCGACGAGGUCGCGCCGUCGCUGAAAUUUCCCCACCUCAGGGAGCUUUCCCUGCUCGAGGUCGCCAUAUCGGAGGACGCCCUUCACAGCCUGCUCGCUGGCUGCUGCGCUCUGGAGAUCCUCUUGCUGGAGCGCAAUGCCGGCAUCGGCCGCCUGCGCAUUAGCUCGCCGACUCUGAGGAGCAUCGGCUUCAGUGGACCUUGGGAACAACAAGGCUCAGAGGCCACCAAGUUCCGGGAGCUGGUCGUCGAGGACGCUCCUCGCCUUGAGAGGUUGUUGCAGCUUCACCCCGACCGGGGUCCGGGAACCAUCCAUGUGAUGAGGGCUCCUAAACUCGAGACAGUGGGAUUGCUUUCAGCUGCCAUGUCCAAACUCGAGUUACUUGGAACCACACCUUUUGAAAAAAUGAUUGCCCUAAGCUUGGGAACCUCGAUGGAGACUGUAAAGGUUUUGGCCCUUGAGUCUGUGGGGCCUAAUCUGGACUCAGUUGUCGACUUCCUCAAAUACUUCCCUUGUGUGGAGAAACUAUAUCUCAUAUUUAAACGACUGGAGGCUAUGAAAAACACGCGGACCUAUGAUCCACUAGAUCCGGUUGAAUGCCUGGAGCUUCAUCUCAAAAAAGUGGUCGUGGACGAUUAUGGUGGCAUGGGACCAGAUGUUGACUUCAUCAAGUUCUUCGUUUUGAAUGCAAAGGUGCUAAAGGAAAUGUAUUUGGAUGUUGUCCCCAGCUGCAAUGACAAGUGGAUGGCGAAUCAACGUAGACGACUUCAACUGGACAACAAAGCUUCACCAGACGCUCGAUUUGCAUUUGACAAUCGUGCUGCAGGCGCCUCUCCCCCCGAAUUUUGGAACGAUGAUCCCUUUGAGUGGUUUGACCAGCAAAAUUUCCUUAGAUCUGCUAGAAUUUUGGAUUGAUCAGAAAGGGGACCAACUAGCAUAUAUUUGUAUGGCAAUCGUGCUGCAGACAUCUAUCUCUCUCCCCAAAUUAUGCGCAUAUAUAUGGUGCGCGCGGAUAGUGGGGAGCCAAAAUAAUGCUGGAGCAUUUGAUGGUCGUUCAUAAGAUUGUGUGUUUUUUCUGUCGAAGUUUUAUCAUAGAAGUAUUUCUUUAUUCUUUUUUGAAAGACCCACAAUUUCCAUCAAACUGGUGUCUAAUUAGGAUC